This is a messenger RNA of Suillus plorans, 2439 nucleotides long. RefSeq lists its product as uncharacterized. The coding region runs from base 1 to 2439 and encodes 812 amino acids. The record is from RefSeq and is a predicted model, not a curated record. NCBI's taxonomy places the organism in Eukaryota, Fungi, Basidiomycota, Agaricomycetes, Boletales, Suillaceae. The transcript has 17 exons.
AUGCGCUUUCAUUACGGCCUCGGGGUAGGGCACGUGUAUUCUCAUCAGACAAACCCUUGCUUGACACAAGUAACCCCCGGCCCCACUACACAGACGCCGGCGCAUCCAGAAGAUGAAUAUCUAAAUAACGGAGAAAGAUACCAAGCUUCUGACAGUGAAGAGGAUGAUGUAGAUGAUGUGGAUGGCCAUGUUGGCUCGGAAGAACUUGAUUACUUUGACCAGGGGCUCAAUGCUAGCACAUGUCUCAUUCGCUCUUUUUCAUACAUCAAGAUGCAGCAGUCAAAUUCCCUCUUGUCUGUUCCGGCUGCUGACACUCCAAUUUAUGUCUAUGUGCACAGUGAAAAUAUAUGCAACCGCGUUCUUCGACUUCUUCCCCUCAGGAAUGAUGAGCCUUUCCACGGCCUCUCCAGUCGAUUCUUAUUCAUAGGGUAUGCCGCCCAUGACUAUCAACUUGCACCAAUCUAUUGGCCUGAGGAGUAUCGAGAAUUCUCUGAGCCACCACACGACAUCAUACAUCACAUUGGUUUCCUGGCAUCUGACAACAACUUUGCAAGGUCUCCAGUAUAUGAGAUCAAGCCCAGUAGCUCUGGAUUUCUCGAAGAUGUUCAUCCACCAUUUUGCGGGCCCAGCCCACAAGGUCUUCUAUGUCCCAUCUGGGUGCUCGAACGGCUAAACGGGAUUCCGUUCAACCCUGCACAAUUCCCAAAUGGUUUCCUGCCUCCUGUUCCCCCCAUUUCUGUUGGAAUUCCCGCUUGGGACGCCUUUGGUCCAUUCACUCAGCAAUCGUUAUCUUUCUCUGACAUGUUGCUCCCACUGUCCAUGGAUUUUGAUAAUGAUCAUACUGUUGAUCUCACUGUCGCAUCUACGGCAGAUGACAUGUUCGAAUCUGCUUUGGAUGACUAUGACAGCAGCCUCUUCAGCAACGUGAUCAUCGCUGACGGGGCAGAUCUCCCUCAUGAAGAACUUCAUUGGAGGCUGACGCUUAGGGACGAUUCGCUUGACGGCAAUCAGAAAAAAUCACUCAGACUUGCAUUGCUGACGUCACCUUGGGGGCGCCCGAUCAAGUUGGCAAAAUAUCUUUAUGUGGGUCACAUAUUGAUUGGGACACCCACCAAUACAUUCUCUAUGUGUGAAGUGGAAUGCAGGCACUUGAUCACCACCAGCUUAUUGAGAGCCCUCCAUCUUGACCUCAAAACAUACGAAGAAAUUCGUGAAAUACCUUUGACAGUCAUGAACAGUUUCGGGAGUGAGGCUCGCAUAUAUUGGUCCCAGUUAAGAACCAGGUUCUUAGAUCACCCCAUAGAUUUUACCUUCGAGCUGAGGAAAGUUGUGAGGGGUGGGACGACUCCAGACACCAAAUUUGGGGACAGCACGGAGCAGGAGGCUGAAAUCAAACUUCUCAUCAUCGAUUUGAUGAACUCUGGUGACGAAAAUAUGAUUCGAGAAGCUAUCUGCAAGCUUAUAGUCACUCAAGGGUUCCGGGAAAUCCUCUGGGCCACAUUAUACAGACCCAUUGCUGACUUUCCUCAAGGCCAAGCGCGAUUGGCGGAUCUUUACCCCAAAGCCAUCCAAACCUUGAUGGGUUAUCUAGGAAAGGGUAUCGUGGGCAUACUUGUUGCUCUCAUGUAUCAGUCAUUCAUACCGUCUCACGCAGAAAAGACAUAUUUAAAGAUGCUAGAAUUAUACCCUCGCAUUAUGGCUGCCCUAGAUGUGAUGUAUACGCAUCCACACCGUUUCGACACUUUCUUCGAUGCAGUCCUGAAGCUCCCUCACAUACGGGAAGAAAAUGUCUUGUCUAUUGAUCCCAAGACCCGCCAUGCGAGACUAAUCCUGGACCCCAUCACGAAUUUGAAGCAGAUGAAGAUGAUGGAUGAUGUCAGGGAUAUAGUUGUCGAACCGUCUCAUGAUGAAUUGACAGUCCCUUAUGCACAAUUCAGGCUUCCGCAUUCGUUCAAGUCUGUGCAUAACACCAUAUUGGUCAUUUUGCAGAUGACAGUGUUGGUAUCCCAACAGCGAUCUGUGGCACUGUCUGAUAGUAGUAUUGGUACCUGGCCGAUGCAAUUGCCCCGCUACGCCGAGGUGGUAUUACUUACGGAUGAUGCAUAUGAAGAUAACCUGGUCCACAAGAAGCAAAUAAGUGAUCCACUGCCCUCAGUGUACGGAGACUGGCAGGAGUUGGUUCAUCCAUUGGGUGGUACGUAUUUCUAUAAUCUCAAACAGAACAUGUAUACUCUGACAAACCUAAGGGACUAUCGGAAUUUACAGACACUCGAUGAGUUUGUAAAUGCAUCGCGAGCUGCGGCGAAAGAAGAUGCAUGGACGUUGGUUGUUCAGCCAAUGAUCUUUAUGGGAGAAGAGAGAUUUCAAUACUACUAUGUAGUCCCCGGCAGCCGCAUUAUUACCUGGCUAGAGGACCUGGAUGGCUACAUUCUCUUUUGA